AUGGCUCAGCCUCAGCCUCAGACGCAGAUGCAGGUGCCGCCUCGCGCAUUCUCUCCGCCGCAGCAUUCACCCUCGCCUGCCGCGUCGCAGUCCAGCUUCGCCCUCCCACCGCAGAAACGAGCUCGAACCGACGGGCCAUCCUCGCAACCCGAAUCGCCAUAUGCUACAUCCCCUUACGCCGCGAGUCCAGGUGCUACUCCAGGCGCCACAGCUACGCCGCCUGCUGGGACUGGAUCUCCUGCAUUUGUGCAAAGCCCUGCUCUGCCACAACCGUAUGCCACACCCUACACCAACGGCCACACAACGCCUGGCCUUAAUCUCCCUGACGUACGACCGAACUCAACACCUCCUAUUCAGCAGACUCAGCAGCUACAGCAGUCUAUACCUCAAUAUACUAAUGCCACAAUGACUCCUGUUCCUGUACCCACUCCUGGUCAGCUAAUGACCCCCACUCCUGGUCAGCUAAUGACCCCAACUCCUGGCCCCGGAGUCAUGGGGCCUCCCCAAAGGCCAGCAGAGCGACCAACAAAGGAUUACGAAUACGAUGUGACAGAUUCACUUGCCGGUACUGGCAUCGACCUUCGAGCUGAGGAGCAGUAUAUGAACGACCUGUAUGCGACCGGUUUCGACGAAGCGCGGACGGGCUUUGCCCACCAGCCGCCGGGGCCAAAGUCGAGCUUCUACGGUGCCGGGCCAGCAAACCAGCCAGCCCAGUCUGUUCCGGAUCAACCACAGGAUCAGUUUGCUGCACAGCAAGCGGAGAGGGCUUGGUCAGAGUCGUCGAUGCGACUUGCGCUUCAACGGACACAGGAGAUAAGUGAUCCUUUUUUGCUGGUCGCUUUGCUGCAUCGACGCGCGGACAAAAUUGCACGAGAACACCACCUGGCGCUGAACUUGGACCUGAAGAACAACAGUCAAACCAUGGGGAAGAUGAGGCUUCCGGAACAAUUUCCUGCGCCUAAGGUGACUGUUAAAGUGACUCCAGGCCCAGAUUCGACCAUGGUUCAUACAACCGGCUCAUACAUCCCACACGAUGCUUUUCUAGUUGAUCAGUUGGCAUUGAUGUCUAUUGCAACAAAGCAGCGACUCCGAGAACUAGUGGAAGAUGCACAUGUAGUGGCAACGAAUAGGCAAAAGACAUCUCAUGGCGACAUACCCGAGGAAUGGACUCCAGCGGCAGCUCCUAUGAAUGCUGAGCCACUCGAGCCCAUUGAGAAGCCAGCGGAUGCGGUCAACGGUGUCGACGGGACCCCUGUGGAGAGUGCGAACGGGGAUAGCACGAAUCCACUGAAGCGUUCCAGCGAUGCAGCUGGAUUGACCAACGGUGCGCCGCCAGUCAAGCUGCCUAAAGUGUCGUCGUAUAUGACAACGACGAUGCGGGACCUUGCUAGACAGGAGCGUGACUGGGAAGAGGCACGACUCCGCAAGCGCCAGAAACGCAAGGAUGGUAUACCAGACUCGGGAGCCACGACAUCACGUGCUGGUAGCGUGGCGCCUGGCACUCCUGGUUCUGUAGCGCCAGAAGCUCCAAAAGCAAUGACGAAGAAGGAGAUGAAGAAGAACCAGCAGAUGAAGGCUGCUGAAAUUGACAGUCAUCAGAGCCAAAACACCACGAGUAGCCUCUUUGCUGGCUUCGGGGGUAAGAGCGGACUGUUUGGUAAAAAGAAGGCUGGCAAGACAUACGACUGGAUGACUCGAGGCAGCGGAGCCAGCACGCCGACCAGAAACGUUGCGGGUGCCGGAAAAGGACCCGGAGGGCUGGGAGCGACGCCGGCACCUGCAAACAUGGCCAUGACUACCGAGGGCCGCAACCGACUUGGCACGUGGAGAGAGGACAAAGAAAAGGGGCGGAAUAUCCAGCUUCGCGAUUGGGUUUCAGUAUUAGAAAGGGACGGAAGAGAAGGCAAGGCGCUUCAAAAGGCGUACCUUUACCUGGACGCAUCGAACCCCAAAUAA
Fusarium tjaetaba is the source of this 1956-nucleotide messenger RNA. Its product is annotated as tpa inducible. The transcript is spliced from 2 exons. NCBI's taxonomy places the organism in Eukaryota, Fungi, Ascomycota, Sordariomycetes, Hypocreales, Nectriaceae. Gene Ontology annotation, cellular component: transcription factor TFIID complex. Gene Ontology annotation, biological process: DNA-templated transcription initiation. The coding region runs from base 1 to 1956 and encodes 651 amino acids. The record is from RefSeq and is a predicted model, not a curated record.